CCGUCGACUGUCUUAACGAAUCUGCAGAGAGGAAACAUUCAGACACAGACGCCGACCAAUUGGCCCGAAAGGAGUAUUCAUCAGUUGUCGGCGAUGGGAGAACUCUUUGACCAAAAUCUAGACGAUAGUGUUGUGAUCGACGAGUUGGACGACAGGGGGUUUACUCCACUUCUUUGGGCGUCGGCUUACGGACAGCUGCCGACAGUGAAACUCCUCGUCUCAAAGGGUGCCAACACUUCCAUCCGCGGCAACGAAGGCGAGACAGCGCUGCUAUUGGCCGCCGCCAACGGACACGUUCACGUCCUUAAGGAAUUGAUUGCCAUCGGAGUCGAUAUCAAUGAAACCGAUGAGGUUUGA
This is a messenger RNA of Medioppia subpectinata, 357 nucleotides long. NCBI's taxonomy places the organism in Eukaryota, Metazoa, Arthropoda, Arachnida, Sarcoptiformes, Oppiidae. The record is from the annotation of a GenBank genome assembly.